This is a messenger RNA of Acanthaster planci (crown-of-thorns starfish), 8960 nucleotides long. RefSeq lists its product as uncharacterized. The record is from RefSeq and is a predicted model, not a curated record. Gene Ontology annotation, molecular function: extracellular matrix structural constituent. Lineage: Eukaryota; Metazoa; Echinodermata; Asteroidea; Valvatida; Acanthasteridae.
AAUGGUCCCUUAAAAGACCAGGGGCUGACAUGGGCUGAAUGAGCCCCGAAAGCUCACUCUUAGGCCCACUGACUUGUCGCCAAGGCUGUGUAGUCCCCUAGCUGUCUGAGGCAGAUUGUGGAGGCAAUUGGGUCUCAGUUGCCUCAGCUUUAGGGUGCACAAAGAUUGUACAUGAGAGCUAGCAUGUAUAGCUUUGUGGGCCGAAGUGCCCGCCCAAGGUGGGGCUUGCUUCUACUUUGUUUGGCUGUCUUCUGUGUGAUGAGGAUCAGCUGCCAGUCUCCAGGAUCACCUGCAUCAUCAUCAUCAUCUUCAUCCUCGAGUUCUCCAGAGGAUGGAGGAGGAGGAGCAAAGAAACCACCUGAUGACUUGCCUUGCAAGGACAACGCAGGCAAGAUAUCCCUCCACGGAGAAACCUACAAGAUGACUGAGUGUUCGUCUUGUACCUGCACCAAUUCCACUCUCAACUGCAUGUUCGAGUCCUGCCAGCCGACAACUUGCAGAGAGCCAUACAAGUUUCCCGGGGAAUGCUGCAAAGCUUGCCCGUACAAUGUGACUGUGCAGCAGGUGACACCCGUGCUUCCUGGAGCUCAGUCCAUUCAAGAAGGUAGAGCAGAGAAUGAUCUGGCAGUAAAUCUGGACGUGCUGUAUGCCAACACCAGAGAGACCACCAGCGUCACUGGCGAGGGCCUUUGGCAGACGGGUAUGUGGAUGAGCAGUGAGGAGGAUGGGUCGGUCAAGCUGCCGGGCACCUAUGUGGAAAACGUCCUGACGGAGGGCCAGCAGUCCCAGGAUCUGAGGAAACAGGGGCUUGUCUCCACCAACUUCUACAUCAAUGACAUCAGGUACCAGGUGGACAUGUCUGACCUGACUUGCGACGAGGCCCGCUACCUCUGUGCCAAGUUCAACAAGGGGGAGAACCCUCAGGUGGAGAAGUCAUUCCUGGAGUUUCACUUUGAGGCGAGGCCCUCUGAAGAUGUGCUGACUGGAUGCAGUCCUAUUGAAGAUUGCAAAGGGGGAGCAUUGGUUCAAGUGAACAGUGUAACUCCGAGGAUGCAAGAGAACACCGUAGUGAAGGAGGGAAACUCCAACGAGGUAUUGGUGGAUAUGGCUGUGGGCUACGUGGAUUCAGAAAAGACCACCAACGUCGAUGGAGAAAACCUGUGGACGACCCAAAUGUGGCUGAGCGGUCAGAUGGACGGUUCACGUCCUCUGAGGGGGACCCUGCGGGAGCAGGUGCUGACCCCCGAGCAGCGUUCCCAGUCCCUGGUGAAGGACUCCUCGGGAGUCUUCAACCUCAACGGCAUCCCUUACAACUUCGACCUGACGGGAAAGACCUGCAAAGAGGCCAAGUAUCUCUGUGCCAAGUUCAACAAGAACAAGGAUGCCCAGCCGAGCAAAGAGUAUUCGUCGUUUGAGCUGGAGGGCGUGCCCAAUGAGAAAGCCCUAACUGGCUGUUCCCCGCUGGAAAACUGCCAGGGAGCUACCUUUUCUGGUAUGAGUUGGUCUCGUGAGGUGGGACAGCAGCAGUAUGGACUACCUGCCCCAUUGACCAUUGAUGCCCAGGUUACUGCAACCCCCGACAGCCCCUCGGUGGAUGGCACUGGGCUGUGGAAGAUGAACAUCUUUGGCAGCCGCAGCAUGAACGGCAGCGGCGUCCGCCAGAACGAGCGGACCCAGAUCCUAGACGGCUUCAACCAGGGCAAAUCGCUUUCAGCUGGGGGCGGUCCACUGGAGUUCAGCGACAUCCAGACCAGGUUCCCACUGGACGAUCUGGGCUGUGGCGAGUACAAGUACCUCUGUUUGGAGUUCACCAAGGGGGACAACGCCAACCCAGAUUACAGCUAUGCCACCACCACCGGAGCACAAUCCAUCAUCAACUGUUUGCCUGAAAAGUGCAGAACUGUGUACGUCUCUGGUGUGCAGUCCACCCUCGGCAGUGCUGAUCUGUAUGAAGGUAGGCCUAACAACAUGGUCCAGUUUGACACCAUUGUGCAGACCACCGAUGAGAGCUCGCCGCUGGUCGGACGCAACAUGUGGCGGCUGAACAUGUAUGGCAGCGAGCGGCCAGACGGCUCGGGCCCUCGCCUGGCUCCCCAGGAGCAGGUCCUGUCUGACUACUACAGCAGCCAGGAGCUGACGACCCCUGGCAGCCCAUUGACCUUCCAACCCAUCAACACCGAGUACGACAUGACAGACGUGGACUGCAAGCGACUGAAUUAUCUCUGCACGGAGUUCAGCCGCAAUCCUGAGUCCCCCGUGGAAUUCGAGCUCAGCCCCGUACCCGAUGCCAGCGUGUUGAGGAGCUGUAUGGAGGUGCCCGAUGAAAUGUGCAAUGGUGUGAUAAUUGAUGACAUGGAUUGGGAGAUGCAAGUGUUAACCGACAAGGUACAAGCCGGCCGUCCAACCCCGGUCAGAUUUGACGUGGACGUGGAGCCGCGACCGUCUGCUGGCAGCAUCAGUGGAGAGAACCUGUGGCGGGUUGGCCUCUUCGGUUCCACCAGGCCGGAUGGCAGGGGCCCCCGGAUCGGACCCCAGCGCCAGAUACUGACCCGAGACCUCUCCAGCCGAGACCUGACCGCUAGCCAGACCCUGCAGCUGGAUGACAUCAAUGCCGAGUUUGACCUGACCUCGAUCGGCUGCGAGACAGAAUACCAGUACCUGUGCCUGGAGUUUGCCAAGGGCCUGCGAGCUGAGCCUGACUUCAAGUUUCAAGCCGCUAAUGGGGGAGAGGUCAUCACCAAAUGCAAAGACCAAGACUGCCGCAAGGGUGUUAAGAUUGAAGAUCUGAAUGUUGUGGGCAAUGACUACUCCGUGUUGAAGGAGAAUGACCCCUACAACCGGGUCAUGUUUGACAUGACGGCUGAAACCACGCCCGACAGUGGUGGCGUUGAUGGGGACAACCUGUGGGAGCUCUCCCUCUUCGGCAGCAGCUCGGAGAAUGGGGUAGGCCGUCGCUUCAACGAACAGCGGCAGGUUCUCAAUAACUACCAGCGCAACAAGGACGCCUUCCCCGGCGAGGACAUCGACUUUGGCAUGGUGGACUCCAACUUCAACAUGCAGGGCUUAUCCUGCAAGGAGGUGCGCUACCUGUGCGCCGAGCUGCGCAAGGGCACCAGGGCUGACCCUGACUUUGAGCUGAACCCUGUGCCGGACAGGUCCGUCUUGACAAAGUGCUUCCGCCAAAAAUGCGACGGCAUUAUAAUUGACAGCACCGACCUGAGGGGUGAUUUUGACGUAGAUGAUAACACAGAUGAGGUGGAGUUUGACGUGUCAGUCAACUCUAACCCCAACAGUGGCGAUGCCACUGGACGGAACAUUUGGCGGCUGCAGACAUUCCUGGCCAACUACCCAGACGGCACAGGCAACGUCCGGACCCUGGAAAGACAGACCCUGACCCCCGAGAUGGCCAGCCGUGACCUAAGGUCAGGUUCAAGGCUGAACUUCAAUAACUUGGCAGCCCGCAUCAAUAAGGAUGACCUGUAUUGCGAUGAGGGUGAGCGGUACAUCUGCGUGAAGGUGGAGCGAGGGGACAACCCUUCCAUUGACUACUCUCUUAGUGGAGCACGAGAAGGCUCUCUGCAGAGAUGUCAAAAGGUGAACUGUGUGAAAGCUCCUGAGGUUGUCAAGGGGCCGAUAGGAGACAAAGGAUACCCUGGUGAGCCAGCUGUUAUGCCUAGGGAGUACAUGCAAGGACCUCCUGGACUACCAGGUCAAGCCGGACCCCCAGGAUACAAGGGACCCAAUGGAUAUCCUGGCCAGCGUGGAGCACCUGGGCUGAAGGGACCCCAAGGGGACCCAGGUCUCUACGGUUACCCUGGCGCACCAGGUCCACCUGGUCCACCAGGCCGCCCCGGUGAGGCCAUCGCUCCCACCUACCAACAACGAUACGGGUCAAAGAACCUUCCCUAUGGUGCUGGCUACGCCCCCCAGCAAGUGGUACAGGGACCACCUGGUCCAGCUGGUCCACCAGGCAGUCCUGGUGAUCGUGGUCCUCAGGGAUUGCGUGGUGUGCAGGGAUCUUCCGGUCCCCCUGGACCUGUGGGGCCCCUAGGUCCAGCUGGGUCUCGUGGAUCUGAUGGGGAAGACGGCAGAGAUGGAAGCAAUGGCAACCGUGGUUCUGCAGGUGCUCCUGGUCCAUUGGGAGCAACGGGUCCAGGAGGAAUGCCAGGAGCCCCAGGAGCCCAGGGCCACAAAGGCUGGAGGGGUGCUCGAGGCAGAAAGGGAGCCAUGGGGGAUACCGGAGAUGUUGGCGACUCUGGUGCAUCCGGAGCCACUGGCCCUGCUGGAGCCGCAGGACAGAGGGGUGACAUUGGCCCCUCUGGGGAACGAGGAGAGCGUGGAGCCCGUGGUGUUGCUGGAGUGAGAGGACAAGACGGCUCAGAUGGUGAUGUUGGCAAUGCUGGACCCCAAGGUGGUACUGGGCCAAUGGGUGCUAUGGGAGCAGCUGGUGCCAAGGGAGAUGCAGGACCUCAGGGUGAUCAAGGUAUCCAAGGCAUCCAAGGUCAGCGUGGUGAGAGUGGAUCCGAUGGUGCCCCUGGAGCAAAUGGUGCCUCUGGAAACGAUGGCCAGGAUGGUGCAGCUGGAGCAGUGGGUGACGUGGGAGGAGUAGGCGCUGCAGGACCUGUCGGUGCACCUGGCGCUCGAGGCUCAGCUGGUGCCCGCGGAGCCACUGGACCCGGCGGUGAGCCCGGUGGCCAAGGCUACCCUGGACUGGCGGGAUCUCGUGGUGCUGACGGCUCUCGUGGCGUGACGGGAGGCCCAGGUCCCCGUGGUGAUCCUGGCGUUGACGGCUCUGAAGGUGCUGAGGGUCCUGACGGUCCUGUUGGUUCUACUGGUCCCCGUGGACCUGCCGGUGCCCGUGGUAGCAUUGGAUCCCCAGGCCCGGGUGGUCCUGCUGGUGCGAUGGGAAUGCGGGGCGAUAUCGGGGGACAAGGUAGCACCGGUCUUGCAGGAGAAAAGGGAGAUGCGGGCAACCCAGGACAAUCUGGAAAUCCUGGAGCCCCCGGACAAAUGGGUUCUCCAGGAUCGGAUGGUCGCACUGGAAAUGACGGAAAGCCUGGACCACCUGGGUCAGCAGGAAGUGACGGGAAGCCUGGACCACCAGGACCCAAUGGUAUCCAAGGGGCAAGAGGUUCAGUUGGACUCAAUGGAGCGCCAGGAGCAGGUGGAGAAGAAGGAAGGACGGGAUCCCCCGGAGCCACUGGACCAAGAGGCGCUGCUGGUACCCCUGGAGACAUUGGACCUCAGGGCCCAGCUGGACCUGCUGGAGCUCAAGGUGCUCGUGGAGAUGCCGGACCACAGGGAGCUAUCGGACCUGGAGGAACCAACGGUGGAGUUGGGGCACCAGGGCCACGUGGACCCCAGGGCAAACGCGGUGCUCCUGGUGUCGGUGGACCCGCAGGACAGGAGGGACCUCAGGGAAUGAGUGGUGACCGUGGUGCUCAAGGACCAAUGGGCUUGGCUGGAGCUACAGGACCAGACGGUGAUGCUGGGGUUGAUGGACGUGAUGGACGCGACGGAGAACCAGGUGACAAGGGAGCCUCUGGUGAUGUUGGACGUAUAGGAAUCCCGGGCCUUCCGGGAGCCCCAGGUGACCGAGGUGGUGCAGGAGCCAGUGGUAAUGUCGGAGCUCCUGGAGCACAAGGAGCAACGGGUCAGCGUGGAUCAGCCGGGCAGCCAGGUGAAAGGGGACCCCUUGGCCCCCCCGGACCAGGUGGAUCUCCUGGACUGAGAGGAGAUGCGGGAGGCAUUGGCCGAUCUGGACGAACUGGACCUCCUGGACCUGAUGGCAACCCUGGUGAGAGAGGCAGAGCUGGCGACCGUGGAGCUCAGGGCAUCCCAGGAGGACAGGGACCACAAGGAGCAGAUGGAGCUCGUGGAGAAAAGGGACCCAAAGGAAAUCCUGGUGAUCAAGGAGUCCAGGGAUCAGUGGGUGCUCCAGGCCGUACUGGCGCUCCUGGAGCCACUGGAGCCCAGGGAGCACGCGGGGAACCAGGCGAAUCGGGACCAUUGGGCAUCGGUGGAAAUUCUGGACCAGUGGGACUUCCUGGACCCAGUGGUGCACCCGGAUCGCGAGGAGAGGUUGGACCGCCUGGACCAAGUGGCAAAUCAGGUGCACCUGGUCAACGUGGUGAGACUGGUUCUUCAGGCCCAGCAGGUAUCCGUGGUGUCGCAGGACCCCAAGGACCUUCCGGUGCACGUGGUGACGACGGCAGGAAUGGAGCAGAUGGAGCUCCCGGUCCUGCUGGACCACAAGGCCCAGCUGGAAUCAUCGGAGAAAUCGGUGGCAUGGGAGCAAUGGGAGCCCCAGGACCGACUGGCCCUGCUGGACGCCCUGGUGCUGAUGGAGCCCCAGGUAAACGUGGCUCUCCUGGAUCAGACGGUGCUCCUGGAUCCUCAGGAGUCCAGGGUCCCAAGGGACCACGCGGACCCACCGGAUCUGACGGCAGAGACGGUUCGGAUGGAGCAACGGGUGCCAAGGGAGGAAAAGGACCUCAAGGUGACAAGGGACCUCAAGGACCCCAGGGAGCAGCUGGAAGUGCCGGAAUGCCUGGCCGACAAGGACCAAGUGGCGGUCCAGGUGAGCGUGGAGCUCGUGGACCUGCUGGACCAGCUGGAUCAAGAGGCAGCCAGGGACCCGAUGGUGACAUGGGACCGGCUGGACCAGCUGGACCUGCUGGCGCCCGAGGAGAGACAGGUGCAACUGGCGCCCAGGGCCACAAGGGAUGGGGUGGUGCUCCUGGAGCCCCAGGACCUCAGGGACCCAAAGGCCCGACAGGAGCUCGUGGUGAGAACGGACGAACAGGUGCUGCUGGAGCCCCGGGUAUCGAUGGUGCUCGAGGCAGAAAUGGGAAGGAUGGAGUACAAGGUCCUCGCGGUAUGACAGGACCAGGGGGCCAACGUGGUCCCUCUGGAAGGUCUGGACCAGCUGGACCUCCAGGACCCCCAGGACCUGCCGGAGCACCCGGAGCUCUCAGCUAUUCCGGGUAUGCCUACGCUGGUUCAUACGCCACUUCUCAAGUGGACAAGGGACCCAACCCAUAUGCUACUUAUUAUGGAGACGAUGCCACCAUUGACGAGGAUGACUAUGAGGCCCGCAUCAUCCAGCUGAGGAAUCGCAUCGAGAGGCUGUUGCUACCCAACGGUGAGCCAGAGUAUCCAGCCCGCUCCUGCAAGGAUCUCUUCAGGUGCCACCCCAUACUUCCAAGUGGUUAUUACACCCUGGACCCCAGCGGAGGCUCUCCGUAUGACAAAUUUGUUGCUUACUGUGACAAGAAGACCAACGCCACCUGCAUCUACCCAGAUACCAAGGAGAUUCCCAAAGCCACUUAUUACCUUGGCGAACCUGAGGAGGUCGACUUCUCCAACAUGAGGAAUGGCUCUGAGAUCAGUUACAGCGUCAAGCCCGUCCAGCUGACCCUCCUGCGACUCAUCUACUCUCAGGCCAAGCAGAACCUCACCUAUCACUGCAGGAAUUCCCACGCCGUGGCCAACAAAGCCGGUAGCAUGGUCAAAGCUCUGACCCUAGUGGGACCCAACGACGUGCGAAUGAACAUCAAGAACACCCGGAAAGACUUGCAGUAUGAAGUGGAAGGAGAAGACGGGUGUCAGGUACAUGACAACACCUGGGGCAAGACCACCGUCUCCUUCACCACGAAGAAAACGGAACGUCUACCCUUGGUUGACUUUGCUGUGUCGGACGUGGGCAGAGCCAAGCAACAAUUUGGGGUGGAAGUCGGCCCUGUCUGCUUCUCGUAGAUAGACACCCACUACCAAGUGUUAACUCCAUUGCAGUGUUAAGCUUAAGUUUUGCGAAACAUUAGGAUAAAUAGCUCAAGCUCAUCUGUCUGUUUACCUGGAGUUGCAUUUUGUAAUACUGCUUUCAAAUCAGGAACGUCCAGUUUUUAAGCAGUUAAGACAGAGUUUUUAAGAGCAGUUUGCUUUAAAUGUUUAAAUGAAAGUUCAUAGCUUUUAUCAGUUAGUUCUUGAAAAUAUCAUUUGAAAAUAAUUUCUCCUCUCACGGUUGCUUCUAACGAUGUUCUAGACACACAGGGCAUACUUUCUACACACUCAUAGUGUAAUAAAAAAAUGAGUCAAGAAAACAAAAAUAACGUCAAUUUCUUUCAGGUGACUCGAAAGACUUCAUCAGGAAAAAGUAAAAUAGAAUCUGUCCUUUUUUUUUCAAAACAUUAAAUAACCUGCUUCGGAAUGAAUUAUUGUAAAGUUGUCCAUUUUUAUAUUUUUUCUGAAGCAGUUUUCUUCAGGUUGGUCCUUUUGUAAUCCAACUAACAAAACCGUUGGUUCUUAUCCCCUUAGCCCCAUAUUGUUGCAUGCAUUGAACCAAAUUUUUUCUUUCCUUGAACGUAAACAGAGAGAGAGACAGAGAGAGCAGCAGAAGGGAAAACUUUCUGAAUAUGGAGUAAAAACAUCUGUCAACAGUGUUGUCUGCUGCCUAUUAUUUUGUCCAUCCAAGAUGUAAACGUUUCUGGUUUUGCAUUUUUGUGGGUCACCCCUGUUUAAAUGUUCCUGUUUAAAUAGGGGGUGCAAAAACAUGCCUCUGUUCUCUUUUCACUUUUCCAACCGUGAAGAAGGUGUUUAUAACCUGCCUUAUUUUUGGAAAAUAUAUGUAAAAAAAAUGUGCUUUGAAGUUAAGACCCCUCUUCAAGUAUCGUAGGCAAUUUUGAGACCUGUUUUUUUUCCUGUCAUUUUCCAAAUGAACAUAACGUGGAUUUCAAAAAGUAACAUAAAACAGGUAAAUUUCCAAUUUUUAAAAAAUUUUUGGAAGGUUGUGUUAGCUUUCUGAAACAUUCUGUCUUGGAGACUCUGUUUCAGUGAAGAGAACAUUGACUGUCUACUGUAGCAUUCACAUUACUUCAGUCCAGCACACAUGUAUUCUAAGCUUUGUUGUGUUCUGUCCCGUUUUUGUCUUCAGUUAAUAAAGCUUCCCUAUAACAUGAUGA